Xylaria bambusicola is the source of this 2397-nucleotide messenger RNA. RefSeq names its product aconitase family-domain-containing protein. The coding region runs from base 1 to 2397 and encodes 798 amino acids. Gene Ontology annotation, molecular function: aconitate hydratase activity; 4 iron, 4 sulfur cluster binding. The record is from RefSeq and is a predicted model, not a curated record. Gene Ontology annotation, biological process: tricarboxylic acid cycle. The transcript is spliced from 2 exons. Gene Ontology annotation, cellular component: cytosol; mitochondrion. NCBI's taxonomy places the organism in Eukaryota, Fungi, Ascomycota, Sordariomycetes, Xylariales, Xylariaceae.
AUGAGGGCAAUUGAGAUCGCAGGCCGUCGAGGCGCGAGCCUUCGGCAAUUAAUAGCACGAAGCCGCCGAGGAGACGUCACACGCCCCCGAUCGUUUGCGACCCCUACAUUCGAAACCUCGAACCCACGGAUCCCGCCCUAUCUUAAGCUCGUCAAGAACUAUGAAAAGGUCAAGGAAGUCCUCGGGAGGGGUAGCGCUCUCACCCUGGCCGAGAAGAUCCUCUAUAGCCAUCUGGACAAUGCUGAGGAGUCAUUGCUGACCAACACAAACGGCGGACGAGACAUUCGGGGCACCGCCAAUCUAAAGCUCAAACCUGACCGCGUCGCCAUGCAGGAUGCCUCGGCCCAAAUGGCCCUUCUCCAGUUCAUGACCUGCAACCUGCCUACAACUGCUAUCCCUGCGAGUAUCCACUGCGACCACCUUAUUGUUGGUGAAAACGGCGCGAAGUCUGAUCUGGAGUCCGGCAUUAAGAUGAACCAAGAAGUCUUCGAUUUCCUGGAGUCUGCCGGAAAGAAGUACGGCAUAGAAUUCUGGCCACCUGGCGCUGGUAUCAUCCACCAGAGUGUCCUCGAGAACUAUGCCGCCCCUGGUCUUAUGAUGCUGGGUACCGAUAGCCACACGCCUAACGCUGGAGGUCUCUCAACCAUCGCGAUUGGCGUUGGUGGUGCUGAUGCCGUUGAAGCCCUCGUUGGUGCGCCUUGGGAAUUGAAGGCACCUCGCGUCCUCGGUGUGAAGCUGAUCAACAAGCUCAGCGGCUGGGCUUCGCCGAAAGAUAUUAUCCUGAACCUCGCAGGACAAUUAACAGUUCGUGGUGGUACUGGCUACAUUAUUGAGUACUUUGGACCUGGCGUCGAGACGCUUAGCUGCACAGGCAUGGCCACCGUCUGCAACAUGGGAGCCGAAGUUGGCGCCACAACCUCGAUCUUCCCAUUCAACUCAGCCCAUGUGCGAUACCUCGAAUCUACCCACCGACGUGAUGUAGCUGCUGAGGCUAAGAAAUUCUCCGACCUUAUCUCCUUAAGGGCCGAUGAGGGUGCUCACUACGAUGAUGUUAUUACGAUCGAUCUAGCUACAUUAGAACCUCACAUCAAUGGCCCCUUCACCCCUGAUCUAUCUACGCCGUUAUCCCAGUUUAAGAAAACAGUACAAGACGAGAAAUGGCCCGAAAAGCUUUCAGCCGGUCUGAUAGGUAGCUGCACAAACAGUUCCUAUGAGGAUAUGACUCGUGUAGAAAGCAUGGUCCGCGAGGCUUUAGAAGCUGGCGUGAAACCAGCGUCUGACUUCUACAUCACCCCUGGAAGUGACCAGAUUAGGGAAACUUUGCGCCGAGAUGGACCUCUUGACACUUUCAAGGAAGCUGGCGGCACGGUACUUUCGAACGCUUGUGGUCCUUGCAUCGGUCAAUGGAAGCGCCAAGAUGGAGUCGAGAAGGGCACUCCUAAUGCUAUCCUUACCUCGUAUAACCGCAACUUCCGGGGCCGCAACGACGGCAACCUAGACACGAUGAACUUCUUAGCGUCUCCCGAGAUUGUCACGGCUAUGACAUUCGCGGGUAGCACUACCUUCAACCCCAUGACAGAUUCUCUGCAGACAGCUGACGGCAAGGAGUUCCGCUUCACGCCACCCUCAGGCAAGGAAAUUCCCCUACAGCCGUUUGAAAUCGCACGGGAAGAGUUCCGACCCAUAACAUCGGCCCCAGACCCGUCCGUUGAAAUUGCCAUCUCCCCCAGCUCAUCCCGUCUUGCUCUCCUGGAGCCCUUUGAGCCAUUCCCUGCGUCCGAACUGAAGGGCAUGAAAGUGCUCGUGAAGGUAACGGGCAAGUGCACCACUGACACCAUCUCCGCUGCCGGGCCUUGGCUGAAAUACAAGGGGCACCUUCCCAACAUCAGCGCCAACACGCUAAACACAGCGACCAACGCCGAAACAGGCGAGGUCAACGUCGCUUAUGAUACGGACGGCUCCAAACACACCAUCCCUGAGCUCGCGCAGCGCUGGCGGGACGCCUCACAGCCUUGGCUCGUCGUCGCCGAGCACAACUACGGCGAGGGAAGCGCGCGCGAGCACGCCGCGUUGCAACCCCGAUACCUGGGCGCCCGCGUGGUGCUCACCAAGAGCUUCGCCCGCAUCCACGAGACGAACCUCAAGAAGCAGGGCGUGGUACCCCUGACAUUCGCAAACGAGGCCGACUACGACCGCAUCAACGCCUGCGACGAGGUCGAGACAGUCGGCUUGCUGGACAUGUUGCGCAACGGCGGAAAAGGCGACGUCUCGCUGCGCGUCAAGAAUUUCCGCACCGGCGAGGAGACCCUGAUCCCCACGAAACACGCCGUGAGCCGCGAUCAAGCGGAGUUCAUACUUGCGGGCAGCGCCUUGAACUUGUUGUCUCAGAAAUCAUAG